CGCGCGCCGGCUCGGUUUCGAAGUUCGUCGCCGGCCGAGGGAAACGGGAGUCGGCCGAGCUCGCGCGAGCUGCUGCGCGGUCGCGCGCGAUUUACCGGAGAUCUCCGCCGAGGGGUCGCGAGUGCGCGAGUCAGCGGGUCGGGCCAUGAGCGCCGGCCGGGCCAACGGGGAGAACCGCGCGAGGAAUGGCCACGUGCUGGUGUGGGAGCAGCCCGGCCUCGACGAGCCGGACCGGCCGCGCCAGGAACGCAAGGGUCUGGUGGGGGCACGUCACGUAGUGACGUUCAUGCUGUUCCUCGGGAUGGCGAACGCGUACGUGAUGAGGACCAACAUGUCGGUGGCGAUCGUGGCGAUGGUCAACCACACGGCCGUCACCUCCGAGGACGCCUACACGAACGAGUGCGGCGUCGACGAGCCCAACGGCACCAACCACUUCGUCGACCCGAGCAGCGAUGGCGAGUUCCCGUGGGACUCCACACAGCAGGGAUAUCUCCUUAGCUCGUUCUUUUACGGAUACGUGAUAACGCAGAUCCCCUUCGGGAUCCUGGCGAAGCGAUACGGCUCCAAGUACUUCUUGGGCGUGGGGAUGCUCAUUAACUCCGUCUUCGGCCUCCUGGUGCCGCUCUCGGCGCGCUGGGGCUUCCUCUGGCUCCUCCUCGUGCGCUUCAUCCAAGGAUUGGGAGAGGGUCCCAUCGUGCCUUGCACGCACGCCAUGUUGGCCAAGUGGAUCCCGCCGAACGAGCGCAGCAGGAUGGGCGCCUUCGUCUAUGCCGGGGCCCAGUUCGGGACCGUCAUCUCCAUGCCGCUGAGCGGCCUCCUCUCGGAGUACGGAUUCUCGGGCGGCUGGCCGUCCAUCUUCUACGUCUUCGGGGCUGUCGGCAGCGUCUGGUGCGUCGCCUUCCUCUUCAUGGUCCAUGAGGACCCGGAGCAGCAUCCCAGGAUCGCCGAGGACGAGAAGAAGUAUAUCCUGAGUUCCUUGUGGGGCUCCGCUGGUGCCUCGUCCCCUCCGGUGCCAUGGAAGUCCAUCGUGACGUCGUUACCAUUUUGGGCGAUUCUCAUAGCGCAUAUGGGACAGAAUUACGGCUAUGAGACUCUGAUGACCGAGCUGCCGACGUUCAUGAAGCAAGUCCUUCACUUCAACAUCAAGUCGAACGGCACCGUCUCGGCGCUGCCGUACCUCGCCAUGUGGAUCUUCUCGAUGCUGAUCUCGCACGUGGCGGACUGGAUGAUCUCCAGCGGGAAGUUUAACCACACCAUCACCAGGAAGAUCAUCAACAGCAUCGGCCAGUACGGGCCGGCGAUCGCCCUGGUGGCGGCCUCGUACACGGGCUGCGACCCCUGGUUGACGAUCACCCUGCUGACCAUCGGCGUGGGCCUCAACGGGGGGAUCUACUCCGGCUUCAAGGUCAACCACCUGGACGUCUCCCCCAGGUUCGCCGGAGUCCUCAUGUCCCUAACCAACUGCCUGGCCAACCUGGCCGGCUUGCUGGCGCCGAUCACCGCGGGCCACAUUAUCAAUGAUAAGCCGACGCAGGCGCGAUGGAGGAUCGUCUUCGUCAUCUCGGCGGCGGUCUACGUCUUCUGCGCGACCUUCUACAUCAUCUUCGGGACGGGCGAGAGGCAGGCGUGGGACAACCCGGACAAGGACGAGGAGCAGAAGGAGAAGAGGGACCUCGAGAGGGCGAAGACGGUCGUCGAGACGCAGCACUGACGAAUCGGGCCACUCGUCGAUCGCCCGGAAGCCAGGCGAACGCUUCGCGCACAUUCAUUCCCUCCAAACUGCCCGAAGAGAUCACGAAGACGAGCCACUUCCGGUCCGGAUCGACUCGUUUGGGGUUUUGCAGGAUGCAGAAGCACAAUUUAGACGCUACGCGUAACUGGAUGAAGCAUUUUCCCUGCGCAGGCGCACCGUCGAACCUCCACUUAACCCUGAAGACCUCUCGCUAACCUGUAAUGCUCCAAUAUUGCUCAUAUUGGUAAAUUAGAGUAGGACCGAUUUUCAAACGGUCGAUUAUCUUCAAGGAAUCGAUUCGCGCCAACGAAAUCGAUCGUUUUGGUGGAAGCAAACGUUCCUAGCUUCGUGGAAUGGCGCAUAGCCUGGUCGCCUUCUGCGCAUGCGCCAAAAUCAAGUCACUACGCUGAAGUGUAUCACUUCACGCUGUCUGAAACCCACGAAGUAGUAUAAGGAGAUUCAACGUCAUAUAUUGAAAUCGUUUUCAUUUUAGGGGUCCGGGAUCUUCAGAGCCGAGAGCGCCUCUUUGUUAAAAUGUCGCAAUUAACAAUUAUAGUCGGCUAGCGGGUCCGCUAGUCUUUAUCGCGUUAAAAACAUCACAUUCUGUAUGUCAUACGUGGAUUAUUGUUUCACUUUGCGCACCAAAAUUGCAAAAUUAAAAGCAUUUUGGGUCAUUUACGUCGAUAGGAAAUGUUUUAGUUAGGUAUGAUUGGAGUUUUCUCAAUUUCCGCAAGGAGCGCUCGCAUCGUUUGAUCAGCGAAAAUCAGAUUCUGGCAUGGUUCCACUUUUUGUAGAACCGACCAUAGGCGUUAUGUCUCCUUAUACUACUUCAUGCUAAAACCAAUUUAAUUAUUAAGUUGGCAGUAUUCACGGCCCAUCAAGAGAAGAAUUGAGUCUACAACAGUGAUAUACGAUAAUACGUUAUCAAACUCGUAAAUGAUUGAGGUAUAACUUUUAUAUCAAUGAUUGAACGAAACUCCACUCUUCUACUUUCUAUCGUGGCCAGAUUUCCUUUGUUUUCAAGUAACAUUGGCAAUAUGGGAGCAUUAUACAAGCGAUAAUGAACAAAAUAAAAUGGGCUUCAGUUUUAUCCCCAAUGUCUGGAAAAUUGGGAGACAUUGUAUGUUACAUUUAUGUGAGUUUAUGUUCAUAAACAUUCAUCAGCAGAAGUAAGGAGGAAAAGCGAUGUCCAUUUUGUUCAUAACUGUGCAAAGAUAUUAGGUCACGUUUUGGCCGCGUGAUUUUCGUUCGUAGAACUAGCAGUCACGUUUCUAUUUUCGAUAGUUGAGCAAUUAUCGCGUCAACUAAAUUUGGAUCCCCUCCGCUAUCGUAUACAUAGAUUUGGAAACUCCUUUAAAUUUUCGGGAUAGUGGUUAUUGACUUCUUGAUAUUUUUACUUCUUAAAAAUGCCACCGCGAGGCGCUGUGGUAGGGCAAGAGUCUGUCAAACAUAACCUUAAAAGAUCAUCUUCUGUACAUGAAAACUAUGAAUCGCCUUUUGCUCUUGACAUUUUUAAACCUGUAUAUAAUUACAAUUGUAAUUUGGUACAGGUUUUGAAACUUUCUCUUGUGAAGGUUAGUUUAUCGAUAUAAUUUUUACUUCCUAAAGCUGCCACCUUUCGGUGAUGCGAUAAAGUAAGACGAUAUCAAAUAUAACCUCGAAGCAGUGCUGCCAACUUCAGUUUUGUUUACUUUAGUACAGUCAGAUUAAAAUAAUAAUACAAAAUAAAAACUGCAAAUAUUCAAAUAUGUAAAUAAAAAAUUUUUGUUGGCUUUGAGAGCGUUUCCACCACCUAGUUCGGUUGGCGCACUGCCUCGAAGGAACAUCUUCUCGGUAUAAAUGCAAAAGAGACGGAGAACGGCAAUGUAUUCCUAUCUUUAUUUCACGUACCUUGCCCUACUCUGUUCACUCUAGUAGUAAGAAAUUAUGUGAAACUCGAAAAAAAAAAAAUUGAAUCGCCCCUCACCGUAGAAGUUUCCACAUCUGUGUGUACGACUGUGUGUAAUGGAUUCUUUAAGACACUCCAGCGCCAUCUGGCCAUUGGCUCUAUAUUAUAAUUAUAAUUUACAGGUUACAAUGCUUCAUCCGUGUAUACGUAGAGGUUAAGACUCUUCUUCGUCGACGAGUGCGCGCUUUUCUCGCCCACGUAGUCCUUCAUUCCCCGAUGCCCUCUGCCAAGGUCGCCACACAAGUUACGAUAAAUCGUAGCGAUUUGUAUUCCGUGCAAAAUGAACUCUCUAACCCAGUUUAUUGUCCAGGCUAAGACAAACUGAUAUCCCGUGAAAUUCUCAAAUGCUCUCACCUUCUGAUAUUAACGGUUUGUUUGUGGAUUUACAAUUUACAAUAAUACAUUAUUAGAUUGUAAAUUUGUAAAGAAGUACAUUAAGUUCUGCCGCAAGAGUGGAAUAAGGUUUAAGAGAUAUACGGGGAAGGGGUUCCAAGGUCGAGUAGGGUUAUUGAGAAUUAAAUCGAGUUCUUUUGUUUGCACAUAUUUAUCGCAGCGAUUUAUCGUUACGCGUGUGGCCACCUUUAGUCGCUCCCGUAUUUAUAUGUCACGUGAUGAUUCGCUGCGACACGGUGGACGAUGCCAGCUGUGCCUUCUUUCGCCAGUUGCUUCGACCCUCUGUUUUACCGACCGGUUUCCAUUAACUGCAGUUGCAAAUAUUCAAUAAUCUUAUAGAAACACUUAAUCGUGGGGUUGUUCGACCAUGAUUACGUUCUGGAAAGUAAUUCCGAGGUUUCCAUAAAAGUCCAGAUUGGCACGCGAUGCUUACUAAGUACGAUAAAGGUCGAUUUACCUUAACAAACCAAGAUGGAGUAUAAAAAAGAGAUCGCUAUUAUCCAACGUCAUCUCACGUUAUGGAGUAAGACGAAUAUGUGCCGAAAUUCGGGUACUGUGGAAUAAACAACGCGCGCAAUCCACUCUACAACUCCAUAAGAGUAGAAAAGAUAGAGGGAUGAUCACAGCGCCGCCACCGGGCGAGUAUCGUAAUUAUUCGCCAUUAAUCCUCCACACUCUUCUGGGCUUUCAUGUCGACCUCUGAAUUCUUCGUCAAGCCUGAGUCGAGCCUCGUGGCAAGUUUCCGAAUUAAAAAGCCUCUAUUUUUAAUACUUUUCUACAUAAUGAUAAUGGUGUGAGCAUAUUAUGUAAAAAAUGUACAGAUAUUAACGGUAAGCGACGAGAACGGUUCCUAAUUGGCUUGUAGGAGAAAAUGUGCCAAAGAUACUGACAAUUUUGAACGUCGAUUAAAAAUAUUGGUCAAUUGCAGUUUGCGUUUACAGUCGAUAAAACAGGGCGUUGGAAACCACCCCCGGCCUACUUCACAGUUGUUUUCUACGUAUCCGUAUCAGUAUACGUGAACACUUUACGAAACGUUUGUAUCAGCGAUGAGCCAUUUAAUUUGUAACUAGAGGCGCUGUUUUACCGACCGAAUUCCAGGGAUUUCACCAAAUUCUUGUAUAUUUGAUAACCUGUGUACAAAACCCGUGUAAAUAAUAUUUCGAUGCAUUCGAUGACUUAUUCAAGUCACUUCAGCGAAAAGAAAGAGCAAUGAGUUCGGAGCCCUUUCUGCGCAUGCGCGUGUCGAGUCCUCAAGACGCCAUUUUUGUUAAAUAUUUAAUAUACAUAUUGAGAUAGUAUAUCUUGCCUGUAUAAAAUGCCGAAAGCACAUUAUACUAGUUUUUUGUUUA
Messenger RNA from Orussus abietinus, 5422 nucleotides. It is a transcript of the gene Picot, whose product is annotated as putative inorganic phosphate cotransporter. Gene Ontology annotation, molecular function: transmembrane transporter activity. Bases 146 to 1711 code for a protein of 521 amino acids. NCBI's taxonomy places the organism in Eukaryota, Metazoa, Arthropoda, Insecta, Hymenoptera, Orussidae. The transcript has 8 exons. Gene Ontology annotation, biological process: monoatomic anion transport; transmembrane transport. The record is from RefSeq and is a predicted model, not a curated record.